Molecule: messenger RNA, 7727 nt
Organism: Perca flavescens (yellow perch)
Lineage: Eukaryota; Metazoa; Chordata; Actinopteri; Perciformes; Percidae
Product: kalirin
Exons: 56
Coding region: 257-7525 (2422 amino acids)
Biological process (GO): intracellular signal transduction; axon guidance
Cellular component (GO): postsynaptic density; cytoplasm; extrinsic component of membrane
Molecular function (GO): protein binding; guanyl-nucleotide exchange factor activity
Source: RefSeq, a predicted model, not a curated record
GCAGCAGAGAGGGAGGUUGGACCGGGAACAAUAGAGAGAAGCGAAGCCAGCCCCUGAAACGCCAAACAAACCGAGAGGGCGACAGAAAGAAAGAAACCCAGCGAAGGGGAGGGAUGGAGGGAGAAAGAGAGAGAGAGAGGGAAACGGAGAACAUGUGAGGACUAACGACAAGCGAGGAUUUUUUUUCCGGACCGGAGGGGCUUUUAUUUCUGUCUCUUUCUCUUUGUCGGUGGAUUGUAUUGAACCGGAUUCCGACAUGAACCCUGCAGAAGCGGCCGAGGAGGCGCCCAGCGACCCCGACACUGAUGCCUUCUACAAAACAGGGUCAUUAAGGACUGAAGGCAUCAAGGCGUCAGAUGUUCUUCCCGUGUUAAAGGAGAAAGUUGCCUUCGUGUCAGGUGGGCGAGAUAAAAGAGGCGGACCAAUCCUGACAUUUCCUGCCAGGAGUAACCACGACCGAAUAAAACAGGAAGACCUGAGGAGACUGGUAACCUACCUGUCUACUGUUCCCAGUGAGGAUGUAUGUAAACGUGGUUUCACCGUCAUCAUUGACAUGCGUGGUUCUAAGUGGGAGCUGAUCAAGCCUCUGCUGAAGACACUGCAGGAGUUUUUCCCGGCGGAGAUCUGUGUGGCGCUCAUCAUCAAACCGGACAACUUCUGGCAGAAACAGAAGACGAACUUCGGCAGUGCGAAGUUCUCCUUUGAGACCAGCAUGGUGUCAGUUGAAGGUCUGGCCAAACUGGUGGAUCCCUCCCAGCUGACAGAUGACUUUGAAGGCUCUCUGGACUACAACCACGAGGAGUGGAUGGAGCUGAGAGUCUCUCUGGAGGACUUCAUGUCCAACGCUGUUCACCUGCUGUCCAGACUGGAAGACUUGCAGGAGCUUCAGUCCAAAAAGGAGUUUCCUGCAGAUGUGGAGGGAUCUCGUCGGUUGAUAGAUGAGCACACACAGCUGAAGAAAAAAGUGCUGAAGGCCCCAGUGGAGGAGUUGGAUCGGGACGGCCAGAGGUUGCUGCAGUGUAUUCGAUCUAGUGAUGGUUUUUCAGGGAGGAACUGCAUCUCAGGCUCUGCUGACUUCCAGAGCUUAGUGCCCAAGGUGGCCAGUCUGCUGGAUAAGCUCCACUCCACGAGGCAGCAUCUCCAUCAGAUGUGGCAUGUCAGGAAGCUGAAGCUGGAUCAGUGCUUCCAGCUCCGCCUGUUCGAACAGGACGCCGAGAAGAUGUUUGACUGGAUCAGCCACAACAAGGAAGUGUUCUUGCAGAGCCACACAGAGAUUGGCCGAGGAUACCAACAUGCUGUGGAGCUGCAGACUCAACACAACCACUUUGCCAUGAACUCCAUGAAUGCCUAUGUAAAUAUCAACAGAAUCAUGUCAGUGGCGAGCCGCCUGGCAGAGGCCGGUCACUACGCCUCCACACAGAUAAAACAGAUCUCGAGUCAGCUGGAUCAGGACUGGAAAAGUUUCGCUGCUGCACUUGACGAGCGCUCCACCAUCCUCGCCAUGUCGUCUGUCUUUCACCAGAAGGCUGAACAGUUCCUGUCGGAGGUGGAGGCCUGGUGUAAAGUCUGCAGUGAGGGGGGGUUACCGUCCGAGAUGCAGGAGCUGGAAAUCGCCAUCCACCGCCACCAGAGCCUGUACGAGCAGGUGACCCAGGCUUACACGGAGGUCAGUCAGGACGGUAAAGCCCUAUUGGAUGUCCUCCAGAGGCCUCUGAGUCCCGGCAACUCUGAUUCGCUGACAGCCUCUGCCAAUUACUCCAAAGCGGUUCACUGCAUCCUGGAUGUGGUUCACGAGGUUCUCCACCAUCAGCGGCGUCUGGAGAAUAUUUGGCAGCAUCGAAAGGUCCGACUGCACCAGAGACUGCAGCUGUGUGUGUUCCAGCAAGACGUCCAGCAGGUGAUGGACUGGAUAGAAAACCACGGCGAGGCUUUCCUCAGCAAACACACUGGCGUUGGGAAAUCCCUUCACAGAGCCCGAGCCCUGCAGAAAAGACACGACGACUUUGAAGACGUUGCUCAGAACACAUACACUAAUGCCGACAAGCUGCUGGAGGCAGCUGAGCAGCUGGCUCAGACCGGAGAGUGUGACCCCGAGGAAAUCUACAAGGCAGCCAGGCACCUGGAAGUCCGAAUCCAGGACUUUGUCCGCCGAGUCGAACACAGGAAGCUGCUGCUCGACAUGUCCGUCUCCUUCCACACGCACACCAAGGAGCUGUGGUCGUGGAUGGAGGAGCUGCAGAAGCAGCUGCUGGACGAAGUGUGCUGCAAUUCGGUGGAUUCAGUUCAGACUCUGAUCCAGCAGUUUCAGCAGCAGCAGACGGCCACACUGGAGGCAACGCUCAAUGUGAUUAAAGAGGGAGAGGAAUUAAUACAGCAGCUCAGAGAUGCCGCCAUGUCGACCAAUAAGACGCCUCACUGCAGUUCCAUUGCACACAUCCAGGGGGUGCUGCAGCAGCUGGACGAGGCUCAGGGCCAGAUGGAGGAACUGUUCCACGAACGCAAAAUCAAGCUGGACAUCUUCCUCCAGCUGCGCAUAUUUGAGCAGUAUACCAUAGAGGUCACAGCGGAGUUGGACGCCUGGAACGAGGAUCUAUCCCGUCAGCUGAACGACACCGGCCGCUCCGGCGCUAGCAGCGGCAGCAGCAGCGGGGGAGGCGGCGCCUCUUCCUCCGCCGGCGCAGAGGACAUCGGCCUGGCUGAGCAGCGGCUGAAACGCCACGCAGAGAGGAAGGCAGCCAUGAACAACAUGACCUACGAAGUGAUGCAGCAGGGUCAAGACCUGCACCAGUACAUCAUGGAGGUCCAGGCUUCAGGAAUCGAGCUGACAGGGGAGAAGGACAUGGACUUGGCUGCUCAGGUUCAGGAGCUGUUGGAGUUCCUCCAUGAGAAGCAGCAGGAGGUGGAGCUCAACGCGCAACACACGCACACGCGGCUGGAGCAGAUCCUGCAGCUACGCCACCUACAGGCCGAGGUUAAACAGGUGUUGGGUUGGAUACGUAACGGUGAGUCCAUGUUAAACGCCAGCAUGGUGAACGCCAGCUCUCUGUCUGAGGCUGAGCAGCUGCAGAGGGAACAUGAGCAGUUCCAGAUGGCUAUAGAGUCUCUCUUUCAUGCUAACUCUCUCCAGAAGACUCAUCAGAGCGCUCUGCAGGUCCAGCAAAAAGCUGAGAUGGUGCUGCAGGUAGGCCACUAUGACCCAGAGGCCAUCAGAGGCUGUGCUGAGAAAGUGGCUGUGCACUGGCAGCAGUUGAUGCUGAAGAUGGAGGACCGUCUGAAGCUCGUCAAUGCCUCUGUGGCCUUUUACAAGACGUCUGAGCAGGUGUGCAGUGUGUUAGAGAGCCUGGAGCAGGAGUAUCGUCGGGACGAGGACUGGUGCGGCAGCCACGAUAAGUUGGGAAUGUCGUCCGACUGUGAACACCUUAUACCUCUGAUCAGUAAACACCUGGAGCAGAAAGAAGCCUUCCUCAAGGCGUGCACUCUGGCCCGGAGGAACGCGGAGGUGUUUCUGAAGUACAUCCACAGGAACAAUGUGAGCAUGCCCGGAGCCGCCGGUCACACCAGAGGACCCGAACAACAAGUUAAAGCCAUUCUGAAUGAGCUGCUGCAGCGAGAGAACAGAGUGCUUCACUUCUGGACGUUAAAGAAACGGAGGCUGGACCAAUGUCAGCAGUACUUGGUAUUUGAACGCAGCGCCAAACAGGCAUUGGAUUGGAUCCAAGAGACCGGUGAAGUUUACCUGGCCACACACACGUCACCUGGUGACAGCAACGAGGAAACGCAGCAGCUCCUCAACGACUACCGUCACUUCAGACUAACUGCCAAGCAAACCAAGGAGAAGGUGAAGCUGCUCAUCCAGUUGGCGGACAACCUGGUGGAGAAAGGCCACGCUCACGUGUCGGAGCUGAAGCGCUGCGUCAGCACGGUGGACCGCAGAUACCGCGACUUCUCCCUCCGCAUGGGCAAAUACCAGGAGAGCCUAGAAAGGAGCCUGGGAGUCAGCUCUGAGGACAAUAAAGACUUGGAGUUGGACAUUAUCCCCGCCAGCCUGACCGACGACCCCGAGGUCAAAUUGCGCGAGCCGAACCACGAGGUCAAUGAGGAAAAGAGGAAGUCCGCCAGAAAGAAGGAGUUCAUCAUGGCAGAGCUGCUGCAGACAGAGAAGACCUACGUCAGAGACCUCCACGAGUGUCUCGAGACCUACCUGUGGGAGAUGACCAGCGGUGUGGAGGAGGUUCCCCCAGGCAUCGCCAACAAGGAGCAUAUCAUCUUCGGCAACAUGCAGGAUAUCUGGGACUUCCACAACAAUAUUUUCCUGAAGGAGCUGGUGAACUAUGAGCAGCUACCAGAGGAUGUCGGUCACUGCUUUGUCACCUGGGCUGACAAGUUCCACAUUUACGUGGAUUACUGUAAGAACAAGCCAGACUCCAGUCAGCUUAUCCUGGAGCAUGCUGGCACCUUCUUCGACGACAUUCAGCAGAGACGUGGACUGGCUAACUCCAUCUCCUCCUACCUCAUCAAACCAGUCCAGAGGAUCACCAAGUACCAACUACUGCUCAAGGAGCUACUGUCAUGCUGUGAGGAGGGUAAAGGGGAGAUUAAAGAUGGCUUGGAGGUGAUGCUCAGUGUUCCAAAGAGAGCUAAUGAUGCCAUGCAUCUCGCCAUGUUGGAGGGCUUUGAGGAAAACCUGGAGGUGCAGGGCGAGCUGAUCCUGCAGGACAGUUUCCAGGUUUGGGAUCCACGCUCGCUGAUCAGGAAGGGGCGGGACCGACACCUCUUCCUGUUCGAGUUCUCCCUGGUCUUCAGCAAGGAGAUCAAAGACUCAGCUGGCAGAACCAAGUACCAGUACAAGAACAAACUACUGACAUCGGAGUUGGGGGUGACCGAGCACAUUGAGGGCGAUCCAUGUAAAUUUGCUCUUUGGGCAGGGAGAACCCCCUCCUCAGAUAAUAAAACGGUGCUAAAGGCGUCCAAUGUGGAAGCUAAACAGGAGUGGAUCAAAAACAUCAGGGAGGUGAUCCAGGAGAGGAUGACUCACCUGAAGGGGGCGCUCAAGGAGCCUCUUCAUCUGCCUAAAACACCAGCACUGACCAAACCCAGGAAUAACACUAAGAGGGAGGGAGGUGAAGAUGGAGACAGUCAGGGAGACGGCAGCAGCCAACCAGAUACCAUCUCCAUCGCCUCCAGGACGUCCCAAAACACUGUAGACAGCGACAAGCUCUCUGGUGGUUGUGAGUUGACAGUGGUCCUUCAGGACUUCACAGCAGGAUGCAGCACGGAGAUGUCAGUCAGCACCGGCCAGACGGUGGAGCUGUUGGAGCGGCCGAGCGAGCGACCCGGUUGGUGUCUGGUCCGAACCACCGAACGCAGCCCGCCACAGGAGGGGCUGGUUCCCAGCUCCACACUCUGCGUGUCCCACUCGCGCUCCAGCGUGGAGAUGGACUGCUUCUUCGGCUCAGGGAAAGAAAACUACCCUGUCAGCAGCUCUGAUGGCAAGACCGAGUCGGUGGCGAACCUUCAGCCGCAGCCAUCCCUCAGCUCGCUGCAGUCCAGCUCCCCUGGACCCAAACGCUCCGGGAACACCCUGAGGAAGUGGCUGACCAGUCCAGUCCGCCGCCUCAGCCACGGCAGCUCCGUCAAGAAACUCCCCAAUAACAAACAGAAGAAGACCGGACCCGGAUCAGGAAGAGAGGAAAGCAGGAAGAGUAUUGACCUGGGACAGCCUGACCUUACAAUGCAGGAUGACAUCAUCGAUGAGAGAUUCAUCGGGAAGGAUGGGAACGUUCUCUCUAAGCCCCCCUCUGGGAUGCAGAGCGGUGGGGAGGAGGAGCAGGACGAGGAGGCUCACACCCCUCUGCCCCCCCCCAUGGAGAUCAUCAAGGACCCCUCAGCUCAGGACGACAAGUCUUCGUCCUUGCUAACGUCUCUGCAGUCGUCCUCUGAGGUGCCCAGCGCUGCAGAGCUGGUUAGCGCCAUAGAAAAACUGGUUAAAACCAAAAUGACUCUGGAACCAGGAGCGUACCCCGGCUUCUCCUCUCUCUCCCCGCCAGAGCAAACCACUCCCGUCCAGCCGCGAAACCCCGAACUGGAGCAGAGAGCCAAAGCUAUGAGAGGACGGAUGUUUGUCCUGAACGAGCUGAUUCAGACAGAGAAGGACUACGUCAAAGACCUGGGCAUCGUGGUGGAGGUCUUCAUGAAGAAGAUCGAGGAGAAGGGCAUCCCGGAUGACAUGAAAGGAAAAGACAAAAUCGUCUUCGGGAACAUCCACCAGAUCUACGACUGGCACCGAGAUUUCUUCGUAGGAGAGCUGGAGAAAUGUCUGGAAGACCACGAACACCUUCCUGAGCUCUUCAUCAAACACGAGAGAAGACUCCACAUGUAUGUGGUUUACUGUCAGAAUAAGCCAAAGUCGGAGUACAUCGUAGCAGAAUAUGACACAUAUUUUGAUGGAAUCCAGCAGGACACCCAGUGCCGGUUGACCCUCAGUGACUUCCUCAUCAAACCGAUCCAGAGAAUCACCAAAUACCAGCUGCUACUCAAGGACUUCCUGAAGUACAGCUCCAAGGCAGGCAUCGACUGCGAACAAAUUGAGAAAGCAGUAGAUCUGAUGUCUCAAGUCCCUAAACUGUGUAAUGACAUGAUGAAUUUGGGUCGGCUGCAGGGAUACGAGGGCAAACUGACCUGUCAGGGCAAACUGCUGCAGCAGGAAACCUUCUUUGUAACAGAGCAGGACGCCGGCGUCCUGUCGCGCUCCAAAGAACGGCGAGUUUUCCUCUUUGAGCAGAUCGUCAUCUUCAGUGAGCUGCUGAGGAAAGGCUCGUCCACGCCCGGAUACCAGUUCAAGAAGAGCAUCAAGGUAUCCUACCUGGGUCUGGAGGACAGCGCCGACAGCGAUCCUUGUAAGUUUGUCUUGUCGUGUCGCGGCUCGUCAGAGCGCUUCACCCUGCAGGCCGCCAACGUCGACAUCAAGCAGGUCUGGGUCCGACACAUCCAGGAUGUCCUGGAUGCUCAGAGCAACUUCCUGUCUGCUCUCCAGUCUCCCAUCGAGUACCAGAAGAGCGGAGCCGGCGGCAGCUCCUCGCUGACCAGAAACCGCUCGUCCUCCGGGAGCCGGCCCUCUGUUUCGUCUCACAGCCGCCCGUCCUCUGCCGUCGGCCUCGGGGACAAGGAGACGGAGAGAGGGAGGAGCCAGAUGAAGGCGUCUACCUCCAACGGCGGCUCGACGUGUUUCGACUCCAGGGACAUUGAAGGCGGCUGUAACGGCGUCUCCUCCACGAUGUUGGUCUCGCAGGACUACUCGGCGCUCAAGGAGAACGAGAUCUGCGUCAGUCAGGGAGAGACGGUCCAGAUCCUGGCCACCAAUCAGCAGAACAUGUACCUCGUCUAUCGGCCAGCCAACAGCCAAUCGCCCGCCGCCGAGGGCUGGGUGCCGGGACACAUCGUAGUCCCGCUCACAAGGUCCAUAAAAGACUCUUCUUCUACUUCCUCCUUCUCGGCGGCGGUGGCCGACGCCAACAACAUCAAGUAAGUCCCCCCCCCAACCCCCCAAGCACUUCCUUUACCUGCAGACAGACGCACUUCUGGUUGGGCUCCAAACCAAGCACUCGGAUUGGAUGAGAGAUUGAGGUGACAAACUCUGUCUACCCAUUAUUUUUUUUAAUUUUUUUUUUAAAUCAGCUCCAAUCCCCUAGGUCCUCACUACUCAUGGCCUCUGCCCUCACCUCCUAACU